This is a messenger RNA of Oncorhynchus kisutch (coho salmon), 1412 nucleotides long. RefSeq names its product U3 small nucleolar RNA-interacting protein 2-like. The record is from RefSeq and is a predicted model, not a curated record. Gene Ontology annotation, cellular component: small-subunit processome. Gene Ontology annotation, molecular function: U3 snoRNA binding; protein binding. Lineage: Eukaryota; Metazoa; Chordata; Actinopteri; Salmoniformes; Salmonidae.
UUAGAAAAGCGAGAGCCCAUGUGGGUUCAAUGUUGAUUUCCGUGGACGAAAUGUGUGCCAACUAGUGUAAAGAUUGUAACAGUGCGUCAUAGUUAGUCAAUCUAUAUAUUCUUAUCAUGUCGUCUUUCUUUAUAAAGAAAAAAGGACCGCCAAAGGUUUUCAAAAAGAACGAGAAUUCAGCAGGUUCAAAACGAAAGGUACGGAGCUAACGGUAACUAGCCACACGUAGCCUAGCACUUAGUUUGCGACCUACGUAUUACAAUGCUAUCUAACACGUAGCUUUCGUUUAAUCGUUCCAACGGAUGGUUGCAAAAGAUCUCCUGCCACCAGAUGUGUCAGAGAUUCGUCUGUUGAGGGGCCACAAGCUGCCAGUCACCUGUCUGGUAAUUUCUCCCGAUGACCAAUACGUAUUUUCCGCUUCCAAAGACUGCUCCAUCAUCAAAUGGGAUGUUGAGAGUGGUAAGAGACUUCAUACGAUAGCUGGUGGGAGGAAAGGAACAGAGGAUCGCCAUGUGGGACAUACGGCCCAUGUCCUAUGUAUUCUAUCAUCGGAUGGCAAAUACCUGGCUACUGGAGACAUGAAUAAGUUGAUCGUGAUCUGGGAGGCAUCAACAUGUAAACACCUGUACAAGUUUACAGGACAUAGAGGCCCAGUAUCGGGCCUAUCCUUCAGGAGGGGCACCCAUGACUUGUACAGUGCUUCUCAUGACCGCUCCAUCAAGGUGUGGAACGUGGACGAAAACGCCUAUGUGGAAACACUGUUUGGUCACCAGGAUGCGAUCACAGGGCUGGACAGUGGGAGUAGGGAGCGCUGUGUGACUGCAGGGGGGAGGGACCGCACUGUGAGGGUGUGGAAGAUCGCUGAGGAGUCCCAGCUAGUGUUCCAUGGCCAUGAGGGCUCCAUCGACUGUAUCCAGCUCAUUAACGAGGAACACAUGAUAACAGGCGCUAAUGAUGGCUCUGUCUCCCUGUGGAGUGUGAACAAGAAGAAGCCUCUUAGCAUGGUGAAGGCAGCCCACGGUCGGCAUGGCGACUCAGGACUGGAGCAGCCCUACUGGGUAGCGCCCGUGGCAGCUCUGCAGAAUUCUGACACCGUAGCCUCAGGUUCCCACAACUCUAAGGUGCAGCUGUGGAAAUGUGUUCAGGGGUUCCGUCAUCUGGAGCCUCUCUUCGGCAUCCCUGUGAUUGGUUUUGUCAACAGUCUAAAGUUUGGGAAGUUCCUGGUGGCAGGAGUAGGACAGGAGCACAGGCUUGGUCGAUGGUGGAGACUGAAAGAAGCGAAGAACGGACUCUACAUUAUUCCUCUGAAACGACGACAAGAAGAGGUGAAUGGGGAGUAGCUGAUCUGUGUAUGCCUUAGAAUAUAAUAUGUAUGACAUUUGAUUUUGUAAAUUAAAUUCCUUCCAGAAAUA